UAUCUCCCUCCGUGUACUAUAAACUACUAUGUUUAUAAAUGGUGGGACAGAAUGGUUCUUCACGGAAUUUUUUCCCACGUUUUUUUAAAAAUUUUACUGAGGAAAAAAUACCGUUUAAAAUAAACAACCUAUGAAUAUAUAAGGUUUCAGGGGCUUUCCCAUGAGAUUCCACUCGUAAAUGUUUCAUGUGCUGCAGCGAGACAGUCAGAAGUUAUGACUUUGGACAUCAUAUCAAUGGAAAGGCGGAUACGCCUUAAAACUCUCAAUCCACACAUUACAUGCAAGAUUUGCAAAGGAUACUUGAUUGAUGCAACAACUGUGAUUGAGUGUUUACAUACCUUUUGCAAAAGUUGUCUUGUUAAGCAUCUUGAAGAUAACAACACUUGUCCCACCUGUGAAAUUGUGAUUCAUCAAAGUCACCCUUUGCAAUAUAUAAGUUAUGACCGGACAAUGCAAGAUAUUGUGUAUAAGUUAGUCCCGAACCUUCAACAAAAUGAAGUAAGACGUGAAAGAGACUUCUAUAAAAGAAGAGGAAUGCCUUACCCUAAAACUAUACCUAACAACUGUAUUGAAAAAGAAGCUGGUUUACAGUCUUCGUCCAAGUUAGAAAAUUCUGACUAUCACAGAUCUGAUGAACAAGUUAAUAUUUUACUUGAAGCUCAAACUACAGCAUUGAAACAAAUGCGAAGAAAGUUUAUACGAUGUUCUGCACAAGUUACUGUGACUCAUCUAAAAAAGUUUAUUGCCAAGAAAGUUUUUAACAAUAUGGAUAAAUAUCGUGAGGUUGACAUUUUGUGCAAUGAAGAAAUUUUAGGGAAGGACCAUACUUUAAAAUUUGUUUGUGUUACUAGAUGGAGGUUUAAGGAUCCGCCUUUGAAAUUAUAUUAUAGGCCAAAAUUGGAUUUGGCUUAAGUAUGUAGCAAAGUAAAAUAUUCAGUUUAAAACUGUGUGUAGAGUGAAAGCUUCAAUCUACAUCGUGUAUAUAGGUUUGUAAAAAGAAAUUGUUGUACCAUCAUGUUUUUGUAAAGA
This is a messenger RNA of Argiope bruennichi, 1029 nucleotides long. Its product is annotated as polycomb group RING finger protein 3-like. The record is from RefSeq and is a predicted model, not a curated record. The coding region runs from base 214 to 912 and encodes 232 amino acids. The transcript is spliced from 9 exons. Gene Ontology annotation, cellular component: PRC1 complex. NCBI's taxonomy places the organism in Eukaryota, Metazoa, Arthropoda, Arachnida, Araneae, Araneidae. Gene Ontology annotation, biological process: regulation of transcription by RNA polymerase II.